This is a messenger RNA of Ectocarpus siliculosus, 2682 nucleotides long. NCBI's taxonomy places the organism in Eukaryota, Phaeophyceae, Ectocarpales, Ectocarpaceae. The record is from the annotation of a GenBank genome assembly.
GUGUGUGUGUCUGCGAGGCAGUCUUGUGUGCCACGCCAGCUACCUUCCCCCUGUCUGCUGUUGCUGAAGACAACAAGAGGAGUUCCUUCGAUACAUCACAAAGCCGUCUGGAAGUGUGGUCACGUUCUCACGCGCGGAUAGAAAACUCCGGUCGCUGCUGCUGCAAAGAGGUCGGAGGCCGAAGCACUGCUGUUCACGAUGGCGACCUUGGUAGGCAUGACUCGCGACGCGAAGCCCUUCUCUGAGGAAUACCACCUGGGAGAUGAGUUGGGCAAAGGGGCCUUCUCGAUUGUGAAGGUUGCGACAAGGAUUUCCGACCGCCAGAAAUCCGCGGUGAAGGUCGUGGAGCGGCGAAGCCUUGGCAAGGGUGACUUGGAGGCCCUGAGGAGCGAAGCAAGGCUUCUCGGCGAGUUGGACCACCCUAACAUCGUCAAACUCCACGGCUGGUACGAGGAGGAGAAGACACUCUACAUGGCGCUCGAGCUCUGCGAGGGCGGCGAGUUGUUCGAUCGCAUCGUGUCCAAGACCUUCUACAACGAAAAGGAGGCGAGAGACCUGGUUCGGACUCUCCUAAGGACGGUUAAGCACCUGCACGACCAGAACAUCAUCCACCGCGAUCUCAAGCCGGAAAAUUUGCUCCUCGUGGACAAGCAAGACAACGCCAACCUAAAGAUCGCUGACUUCGGCUUCGCCAAAAAGCACGACGCACGCUCGGAGGUCCUCAAAACGCAGUGCGGCACGCCAGGAUAUGUGGCGCCAGAGAUCCUCAAGUCUACGCCAUACGGCUCUCCGGUAGACAUGUGGAGCAUCGGCGUGAUCACCUACAUUCUUCUCGGGGGCUAUCCUCCAUUCCAUGAUGACAACCAGGCCCGGUUGUUCCAGAAGAUAAGGCGCGGGAAGUUCUCGUUCCACGAGCAGUACUGGGACCCCAUCAGCGACGGCGCCAAGGAUCUCAUCGCGAGGAUGUUGACGGUGGACCCUGCGAAGAGAAUUACCGCAGCGCAGGCGUUGGCGCAUCCGUGGGUGAUGAGCGAGGACGAUGAGCUGGAGACGAGCGAGUUGGGCGACAGCUUGCAGCGAAUGCGCGUGUUCAACGCAAGGAGAAAGUUCAAGUCGGCUAUCGCGACCAUCAUUAUGACCAUGCAGCUGCAAAAGUUCUUGGCGAGCCGCGACAUCGACGACGCAUACGAGAUCGGCGGGGUUCUCGGGAAGGGUGCCUACUCGGUAGUCAAGUCUGCCAAGGCCAAGAAGACCAAUGAUGAGGUUGCUGUGAAGAUCGUCAAGAGGGCUGGGUUGCCACAGGACGACGAGAAAGCCUUGAAGGACGAGAUGGCCAUCAUGCUGGAGCUAGACCAUCCCAACAUCAUCAAGCUGCUUGACUUCUUUGAGAAAAAGGACCACUUCUACAUGGUCGUGGAGAAGGUUCGGGGGGGGGAGUUGUUCGACCGCAUCGUGGAGAAGGUGGUGUACAACGAGAAGGAGGCCAGGGAUCUCGUCAGCACGCUGCUGCAGGCUGUCAAGUACUGCCACGAUAGAGGCAUUGUUCACCGAGACUUGAAGCCGGAGAACCUUUUACUCGUGAGCGAGAAGGACGACGCUCUUGUCAAGGUGGCAGAUUUCGGGUUCGCGCAAAAGUUCAUGCCGGAGAGCGGCCUGACGACGCAGUGCGGAACCCCCGGUUACGUCGCUCCCGAGAUUCUCAUGCGCAAAAAGUACGACGCGGCCGUGGACAUGUGGAGCGUGGGUGUCAUCACGUACAUUCUUCUCGGCGGCUAUCCUCCAUUCCACGACGACAACCAGGCGAGGUUGUUCGCUAAGAUCAAGAAGGGCGUGUACAGCUUCCACGAUGAGUACUGGUCCGACAUCAGCCCGGAGGCGAAAGACUUGAUCGCCAAAAUGCUCACCGUCGACCCCAACAAGCGUUUGACAGCCGACCAAGCCCUUGAGCACCCGUACCUCAAGAUUGAUACCACAGUUUUGGAGGGCAACAAUAUGGACCAGAACCUGGGACGCAUGAAGCUCUUCAACGCCCGCCGCAAGUUUAAGUCCGCCAUCCAGACGGUGAUCGUCGCGGAUCGCCUCAGGAAAUUCACCGAGGGCAUGGCUUCCAUGUCGACGGCAUGAAUAUUUAACCAAGUGUUUUUUUCGAAGUCACCGGGUAGCGGUUCGUCUCUGUCAGGAGACAAGCGAAGGAUCCCCAUCUCGGUCUUCGUGCCGAGAGUACGGAUAGAUUCGUUUCCAAGACGGACCCUUCGGUGUGUGUUAUCUUGUACUUCGUACAUCAGUUUCUCACUACACGAUUGCCGGGGGGGGUUCCGACACGCACAGGCGGGUCGUUGUUGCUGCCAUGCCCCACACCAGUGUGUGUUGAUGCGUGGCCUAGUCGUAUCUGCUUUCCUUUUUUCUGUGUACUUUAGGAGAUUGUCCACUACCACCGCUGUUUGACGCGAGUCACCCUCGAUAAAAUUGAUGUGCAGGCCUGUCUGGCAGGCUAAUCCCAUUCCGUUUUAAAAACUCGCGUGCGCCGUUGUUCCCGCACGGCAUACGUAGUUGUGGGGUUAUUUCGAUAGACCCGUGCGUCACCGUAUUGCUCUUGGAAACAGGUGACAGUGCGUAAGGUUGUUGUUGUUGUUGUUCUUGUUGUUGUUGUCUUCACAUUAAAAACCGUUCCGAUCUCUCUCU